AUGUCCCUUAAUUCAAGUACUUCCACACCACCACCUGCUACUAUUCCCCAGUAUGCUUCGGCCACCGAACCCCCUUCGACAUCCGAAAACUUCAAUACGAUGCCUUCUCAAAAACCUCCUCUUUUAUCGCCAAUCUCUCACCUUCAGAUAUAUUCAGCACAAAUUCCGGCGGCGUAUAUCACUCCGGUGUGCGGGGCAGGCGCCGGAAUCGCAUCGGGGAUUGUUACAUGCCCUCUUGACGUUAUAAAAACAAAACUGCAGGCCCAGGGUGGGUUUGCACAGAGGAAGAAUGGAAGGAUAUCGCCUUCCUCCUCUGCGUAUUCGGGAAUGAUUGGAACUGCAAAGGUCAUCUGGCGGCAUGAAGGGUUGCGGGGUUUAUACAGAGGACUUAACCCAAUGUUGCUGGGGUAUCUACCCACCUGGGCCGUCUACCUCACAGUCUACGAGAAGUCGAGGGAGUUCUACGAGACUCAAUUCAAUAGUUGGUGGGCAAGCCGGUGCUACUCUUCAUUGACAGCUGGUGCUUGUUCCACAAUGUUGACAAAUCCCAUAUGGGUAAUCAAAACGAGGUUAAUGUCGCAAAGUAACAGGGGCGCAACUGAUGGCUUUCGAGCACCAUGGCAUUACACAUCGACCACAGAUGCUGCAAGAAAGAUGUAUCGCAGCGAAGGACUACGCGCUUUCUAUUCGGGGCUGACUCCCGCAUUGUUAGGCCUGACGCAUGUUGCCGUCCAAUUCCCUUUAUAUGAAUAUUUCAAGAUGAAGUUCACAGGUUAUGGAAUUGGCGAGCAUCCCGAGCAUGAUGGUGGCUCGCACUGGGUUGGGAUAUCUGCUGCAACUUUCCUAAGCAAAGUAUGUGCGAGCACAGCGACAUACCCUCAUGAAGUCUUGCGAACGAGGUUGCAAACGCAGACAAGGCUUUCAAGACCGGGACACUCGCCAGAAGGAAUCUCGUACCGGGGAGGCGAUAUUCAUCCCUCAGAUAUGGGAAGGCCUCCGGGCCUCUCAUCUUCGGACGGCAUGCCAACUAGACCACGGUAUCAUGGCGUGCUCAAGACCUUUCAAGUUAUUCUGCACGAGGAAGGAUGGAGAGCGUUCUAUGCAGGUAUUGGGACAAAUCUUGUACGGGCGGUGCCGGCUGCUAUGACAACGAUGUUGACCUAUGAGUGGUUGAAGAAGAUCAUUGGUCAUUUGAGAGAAGAAGGGUUCAAACAGCUGGAGCCAAAGGACGCUUACCCUUCGUCGACCUUGCAAUAG
This is a messenger RNA of Endocarpon pusillum Z07020, 1257 nucleotides long. RefSeq lists its product as uncharacterized. Gene Ontology annotation, cellular component: mitochondrion. The coding region runs from base 1 to 1257 and encodes 418 amino acids. Gene Ontology annotation, molecular function: pyrimidine nucleotide transmembrane transporter activity. The transcript has 2 exons. The record is from RefSeq and is a predicted model, not a curated record. Gene Ontology annotation, biological process: pyrimidine nucleotide import into mitochondrion. NCBI's taxonomy places the organism in Eukaryota, Fungi, Ascomycota, Eurotiomycetes, Verrucariales, Verrucariaceae.